This is a messenger RNA of Mesorhabditis belari, 1104 nucleotides long. NCBI's taxonomy places the organism in Eukaryota, Metazoa, Nematoda, Chromadorea, Rhabditida, Rhabditidae. The record is from the annotation of a GenBank genome assembly.
AUGACUCCUUUAUGUCAAGCGGCUUUUCGAGGAAAUGUGGAAAUGGCGAGGGUUUGUCUCAAAUUUGGCGCUGAAGUGAACACGAAACGGCACGAGCAAGGCUAUACACCGCUCAUGUUCGCCGCGUUGUCUGGUAAACCGGAUCUCUGCCGGUUGUUAAUGGAUUAUGGAGCCGAAUCCUCCUACACAAACAAUAUCGGAAAAACAGCUUGUGAGCUGGCUGCUUUUGUCGGCCAACAUGAGUGCGUCUCAGUCAUCAACAAUCACAUUUCACUCGAGCAAAUCAACAAACUCUUAAAUCCAAAGGAUUCAGAAGAGAAAUUCCCAGAAGAACUCUCGAAAUUCAUUCACAAAACCGUUUCCGCUCACGUCGUCCACCCAAUCGCCAUCAUUUUUACUUUAUUAGACUACGAGGAUGCACUCAAGUACCGAAAAAAGAUUCUCUAUGUAGUGGAUCGAAUUUUCGAGAGUCAAUUGCGUUGUAAAGAAAGCAAUGAAGUUUUAUCGCUGAAAGUUUGGAUAAUUUUACAAAUUCUAAGAGAAACUUAUAAAUUUAUCGAUGAAAGAAAAGAUCAGGAAAAUCCUUUAAAAUCAGCAACAUUCUACGCAAAAAGUUUACUUUUUAUGUCUCCAGGGGACGAGGUUCGACCAAAAUUGGAUACAUUGUUGAGAUCGGCGAUCGUCUCUUUCCCAUACCAUCAUAGCUUACUUUUUGAGACUUUAGUCAAAGCUUUAUCAAAGUCGAAAUUCGGGCAAAGACCCGCUGGAUACGAUUAUAUUGUUCAGGGUUUAUUUGGGCAACGAUUACACGCAGUUAGCCAUUUUUGCUUCACGUGUGGAUCGUUUUCGGCAAAAAAGCGCUGUGGUGGAUGUAAAGUGCCGUAUUGCUCGGAAAAGUGUCAGAAAUUUGAUUGGCCGAUUCAUAAACGUUGUUGUCAGGCGAUAAGUGAUUGGAAUAAAAAAGAUGAGGAAGAGGAGAUCGAUUUGGAUCAGAUCAAAGCGUCCAUCGAGGAGGUGGAUGAGAUCAAAGCCUCCGUCGAGGAGGUGGAUGAGAUCAAAGCCUCCGUCGAGGAGGUGGAUGAGGAUGGGGAAACGAAAAAUGAA